AUGGCAGGGCAUGGCGGCCAGGGAUUUGGCCAGGGCAAUGCGGCCGGCGUCUUGCAGUGUUUGCAUGCGGUACUCCGUCUAUUCGGUGGAUUCGGUGGUCUUGCCGUGGAUGUUCGAUUGCUGCCAGCGGUCGCCGUCCCAGCGGCCCGUCCAGCCCCGGGCAGGCGCCACGCGGGGCCGGGCGGCGCCUGCAGUCCAGUGGCUGGUGGCCCCCGGCGAUUGGCUGGGCCGUGCGUCUGCGCUGGACGCCCAGGCCUCGCCGUAGGCGCUCAGGGGCUGAUGCGGGACAUGUGGUGCGGUCUGGCCCGGCGUGUGCUGCAGCUGCCCCCCGGCCGGCAGGCGCUGCAUGCGGCCGUCCCAGCGCCACACAUCCAGGCGCAGCUGGUCAGCGCGGCGCAUGCGGCCGCUGGUGUGCUGGUGGUCGGCGCUGCGCAGCGGGGUGAGGUUGGGGCGCUGGGCCUGGGACUG
Messenger RNA from Ilex paraguariensis (yerba mate), 468 nucleotides. The record is from the annotation of a GenBank genome assembly. Lineage: Eukaryota; Viridiplantae; Streptophyta; Magnoliopsida; Aquifoliales; Aquifoliaceae.